Molecule: messenger RNA, 10155 nt
Organism: Lucilia cuprina (Australian sheep blowfly)
Lineage: Eukaryota; Metazoa; Arthropoda; Insecta; Diptera; Calliphoridae
Gene: RhoGEF2
Exons: 23
Coding region: 142-7617 (2491 amino acids)
Biological process (GO): G protein-coupled receptor signaling pathway
Cellular component (GO): cytoplasm
Molecular function (GO): guanyl-nucleotide exchange factor activity; G protein-coupled receptor binding
Source: RefSeq, a predicted model, not a curated record
UCGGGUAUACCACCACAGACACCACCACUUCCUUUGGGUUAUCAGAAUAAAGGAAAAUCUCUUAAUCCAACACCCACUUCGCCUUUGACCAAUAAUAAUGUUAGUAUUUUUAGCAGUAAUCCAAGCAACAACAAUAAUAUAAUGGCUGGUGGUAGUGGUAAUAGUGGUGGCGGUGUCGGUUUAAGUGCCUCGAAUGGUAAUGCUCAGCGUAAUAGUGCAAAUAUGUCGGCUAAUUCACGUCGCCCGCAGAUACAGAUAUCGACGCCUAUUGCUGGUGAAUCGCUGAAAAAUUUCCAAUAUUUAACAUUGACCGUACGCAAGGAUGAAAAUGGUUAUGGCAUGAAGGUUUCUGGUGACAAUCCUGUUUUUGUUGAAAGUGUGAAACCAGGUGGUGCAGCACAAAUUGCUGGUUUAGUUGCUGGCGACAUGAUCUUAAAGGUCAAUGGUACAGAAGUACGUUCGGAGAAACAUCCAACUGUUGUUAGUUUAAUAAAAGCCUCAACAAUUGUUGAAUUGGCGGUAAAACGUAGUCAAAAAUUGGCGAGACCCACUUCGGUGGGUAUAGUACCCUCAACACCGGUACUCUCGGGCAGAGAUCGUACGGCCUCAAUAACUGGACCCCAGCCUGUGGAUAGCAUCAAACGUCGCGAAAUGGAAACUUAUAAAAUUCAAACUCUUCAAAAAAUGCUCGAACAGGAAAAACUUAAUUUAGAACGUUUAAAGGGUGAUACGAAUAAUCCGAGUUAUAAGUUAUCUGAGGCCAAUAUUAAAAAAUUACGUGAACAAUUGCGCCAAGUAGGUGCUGAGACUCAGCAGCAUCGUAAUUCGGCCCAACAACUGUUCCAUUUGCAUCAACAGCAAUUGCAACAGCUACAACAACAACAACAGCAGCAACAACAGGGCAAGGGUACACCCAAGACUUCAAAGAGUAAAAAUAAAUUUGCUGCCCAAUCAAAGAGUCUAAUAGAAGAAGACAUUCCACCGCCUUUGCCGCAACGCAAUAUACCCCGACAGUUGCAAUUGGAAGGUGGUAACAACAGCAACAACAAUGUUAAUAUACAAACUCCUCCUCAUACCUUUUCACCCAUUUCGGAUUUGGAUCAUACGGCUAAUGCGGUGAUUGUAGCCGGAGGAGCAGCUUCACCUUUGCGCAAUUCACCACAACCAGCUUCGGGCACAAAUUCUCCCCAGAAUGUAGUGCAGAAUUGUCAGAAAUCAAAACGUUCCAAAACAAAAACAAAAGCUCUCUCCGAUCCUAAAAUGUCUACACAAAUGUUUUUACAAAUGGAAGGUGCUCCCGGGCACUUUGUCAAUCAAAUGGGUGAUGGCUCGGAAUUAGAAGAAAUACCGCCACCUCUACCACCCCGCCAACCAGGCAUGUUAGAAGAAUCUCAAUUGGCUGGUCACCGUGGCAGUAUACAGAAUUUGAACACUAAUGUAAGGCCACCACCGAAUAGUAUUGAUACACUUAUGCAAUAUCCUUUAGUAUCCACCUGUACACCAGUGCAUCGUGAUAAUAUGGCUGCUGCUUUUCCUCUAUCUCAGCGUCCUAAUAUUGUACAGCAAUUGCAGCAACAUCAACAGCAGCAGCAACAACAGCAGCAACAAUUACAUGGUGGUGUUGCUGGUGGUAGUGGUGGCCUGAGUGUUACUAAUGCGGGUGUUUUGGGACAAACACCACACAAUCUGAAUCAUAUGAGCAAACACAGGCGUGUGGUAUCAUCACCCGAUAAUAUGCAUACUAGACAUCCGGAACGCCAAAUAAAAACGAACUCUGGUUCUUGGGAACUAAUCGAAAAAGACGACGAGGAAACACCACCAGGCACACCUCCACCACCCUAUCGACAUGCACACUCUGCCAGCAUGUCUGGCACAGAGGAUAGUAUGCAUGAGCAUGGAGCAGCUUCGACUAGUGGCAUUUUUGUGGAAUCACAUCAUUUUACACCGUUGGCGGGAGCCAUCUCUCCACCGCCCUCCUCACAUUCCAGUCGCAUACAGGCGGCUCAAACAAGUGUCACUCAAAAAGAAAUCAUUUCUAUGGAAGAUGAAGAUGCUUCCGAUCAAGAGGGUCCUUUCAUUGAUGAAAAUGGUCCCUUUAAUUCCUUGCAAAGAUUGCUGGAAGCAGAGAAUGUUGCAUUUUUGGCAGUAUUUUUAAAUUAUGUACUUUCUAAUUCCGAACCUGCUCCUCUACUGUUUUAUCUUAUAACGGCUCUCUAUAAAGAGGGUACCUCCAAAGAUAUGCGUAAAUGGGUUUAUGAAAUACACUCUACCUUCCUAGUGCCUCGUGCCCCUCUAGCCUGGUAUAGACAAGAUGAAUCUUUGGCACGUGAGGUGGAUGCUGUGCUGCAAAAUGAAUUCGAUAAAGUGGAAAUAUUGCGCAAAGUAUUUUGGAAGAGUCGCAAAAAGGCCCGUGAUAUUAUAUGUGAACAACUAAGAGAAUUUCAACAGAAAAGAACCGCUGGUUUGGGUACCAUCUACGGUCCCACCGAUGCUCAGCUAAUGGAAGCUAAGGGUGAUAAACAAAAGGAACAGCAUAUAUUUGAGGAAACUCUUAUGAAGAAAUUACAAUAUUUAAUUGACGAAUAUGAAAAAGAUUUACCGGCUGAGGAUCCCAAGAAAUUGGCUUUAUGUUCGGCUUUGUCAACUGUCAUACAUCGUACGUUUAUAACACGUUCCCAUCCGAAUAGUAUUAUCGAUCGUGUUCAUCAUUUUGUUAGUCGCGAAAAAAGUUUCAAGUCACGUUUAAUGGGCAAAAAGGGAAAGAUGAUUGUACGUGGUCAUCCAUUAGUAUUGCAACAAUACUAUGAAGUGACCCACUGUAAUCAUUGUCAAACAAUAAUAUGGGGUGUCAGUCCUCAAGGUUUUCAUUGUACAGACUGUAAAUUAAAUAUUCACCGUCCCUGUUCGAAAAUAUUAGAAGAAAAUUGUCCAGGCCCAUUACCGCAAGCCAAACGUAAAGAUAAAGAUUUACAUAAUGAUAAUAAAAUCAGUAAAUUAAUUAUGGGUAAAAUACGUCCCAAGACAUCGUCAGACAUGAGUGGUGAUAAACGUCAACGUCAAGAUCCCGAGGAUUUUGAUCCUAUGGAUUUUCCUAUUGAACGUUUAAAUUCCACUUCCAUACAAAGGCAUCCCUCAGACCGCAGGACGGAUUCAGCUAACUUAUCAAUACGUUCGAAUGGCAAUACAUCAGCAAAUUUAAAUAACAGCGAUUUACACAGUUCAUUUCAUGGCGCCGAUACUAGUGUGGGUGCCCUGGGUGGUGGGGCACAAGGCGGUAACGCAGCAACAAUCUCCUGUAGUGAUGCAACAAAUUCAACCAUUGGAGCCUUAUCAACCGUAGCACAACAAAAUGUUGGUGCCGUCUCACCCGGUGGAUCGGGUGUUUUGGGUACCCUAAAUGACAUAAAUGCGCAGGACGCAAAUGAGGGUAAUUUACGUAGAGAACGUUUACAUCAACAACAUCAACAGAAUAAAAGUGCUCCCGUCUCAGUUAAUCGCUCGGAAUCGUAUAAGGAACGUUUAUCACACAAACGUAAUCGUAGUCAACGUAAAACUUCAGAUCCAAAUUUAACAUCGAGACCAAACGAUGAUCAACCAGAUUUGGGUCUCUCAAAUUCCAACUUCACAGCAAGUUCAAAUUCUAGUCUGUCAUCGGGUGGUGGCUCCGAGAGUCCAUCUACUUCGAUGGAACAAAUGGGUGGAGCAGGUGUUGCGACACCAACAGCCACCACCUCAGCAAUGCAUCACCACCAUCAUCAUCAUCAGCACCAGCACAGUCAUCAGGACUCGUUUCAUGGCAGUAUUGGUGGUUCUUCAAAUGCUAGUUUCUUGGGUGGUUCAGCGGCUGGUGGUCAAAUGGCACGUCAUUGGAAUUUCGAAAGUGAUGAGGAGGAUGAUCUCAAUGAAGCCGACUGGAGUUCAAAUGUAGCUGGCGAGAUUUUGGCAGCUCUUACAGAUGCCGAAAAGAAACGUCAAGAGAUUAUAAAUGAAAUUUAUCAAACCGAACGUAGUCAUGUCCGCACUUUAAAACUCUUAAAACAUCUAUUCUUAUUGCCCCUCCAAGAAAGUAAUCUACUUUCUCAAGAUCAUUUAUUGUUACUCUUCCCACCAUCUUUGUCAUCGCUGUGUGACCUACACGGUGCCUUUGAGCAAAAACUCAAACAGCGUCGUCUCGAUCAUAAUUAUAUUGUAAAUAGUGUUGGCGAUCUAUUCGCCGAAAUGUUUGAUGGCAAAAACGGUGAAGAGUUACGUGAAUUUGCCGCCCAAUUUUGUGCUCGUCAACAAAUUGCUUUAGAAGCUCUCAAAGAGAAACGUCGCAAAGAUGAACAACUACAAAAGUUGCUUUCGAAAGCUGAAUCACAUAAGGCCUGUCGUCGUUUGCAGUUGAAAGAUCUAUUGCCAACGGUAUUGCAACGUCUUACCAAAUAUCCCCUGUUGUUUGAAAAUCUCUAUAAAGUAACGGUGCGUGUGGUGCCCGAGGAUACAGCCGAGGCGGAGGCUAUACAAAAGGCUUUAGAGUCGUCAAAAAAGAUAUUGGUCGAUGUUAAUCAGGCGGUAAAGACAGCUGAAGAUGCGCAUAAAUUGCAAAAUAUUCAGCGUAAAUUAGACAAAUCAACAUUUGAUAAGGACGAAUUCAAGAAUUUGGAUUUAACGCAAUACCGUUUGAUACAUGAUGGUAGUUUGACCAUGAAGAAAAAUCCAAGUAUACAAUUACACGGUUUAUUAUUCGAAACAAUGAUUGUAUUACUGACAAAACAGGACGAUAAAUAUUCAUUGAAAUAUUUACAUGCAGCCCGUAAUACCGAAGUUAAUAAUAAACCCGUUAGUCCCAUUAUGAGCAUCGAUUCGGAAACGUUAGUGCGUCAGGAGGCCGCCGAUAAGAAUUCAUUUUUCUUAAUUAAAACAAAAACAUCACAAAUGUUGGAAUUACGAGCGCCAAGUAGUUCAGAAUGUAAAACGUGGUUUAAACAUAUCUCCGAUGCUGCUGAACAAUACAAGCCCCGCUCUAAGAAUGCUAAUCAAGAACCUGUGGACGAUCCAGCUAUUGCUACAUUACCACAUUCCAAUACACGUGAAUCGCUGGAGUUGACACCUGAACGGCCGCCACCCCAGUCGGCCACCGCUACACUGAUAACCACACCUUUGGCACCCAUGAUGCCAAUACCGUCGGUUAGUCAAGAACGCAGCGGUUUUGCACAAACCAACAAUAACGAUGUACAAUUGCGCAAUGGUCGACGCGAAAGUACACCCACCUCAUCAUCGGCACCCGCUGAUGCCUAUCCACCUUAUUAUAAUAUCAAACAAAGAUUAAGUCACAAUGAAUUAUCACCGAAUACCAAUGCUGUCAAUCGCACCAUGUCGACACGCAGCUGUGGUGAUGCCAAUCAUAAUUACAGCAACACUUCGCCAGAAUUUGCUGGUGCCAAUGGUGUUACUCUCAGGCAUACCCAGUCGGCUAGACAGGCCAACGGCUCGACUGAAGAGGCCGCGGCCGCUGCUUUAGCAGCCGCUGGUGUGGCGAAUAAGCGGGACAGCGCUAGUAUUGUUUACUCCAAUAAUUCCAAUAAUACCCGUACUUUAAUGCAGUCAUCACCUCCGUUAGUUGAACCUACCGCAAUACAGAUCAGUAUAAGUCCGGCCCAUACCGCCGAACCGGUACUGACGCCUGCCGAAAAGCUAAGGCGUUUGGAUGCUAGUAUACGUGACGGUUUAAUGGAGAAGCAAAAGAUUAUUUGUGAUAUGUUCCGUUUACCAGUUGAACAUUUCCAUGAGAUAGUAGAUAUAGCGACCAUGCCGGAAGCGCCCAAGGAUAGCACCGAUAUAGCAUUGGCUGCCUAUGCCCAGGUUCAGUCUUUAACCGAGGUGAUAAACGACUAUAUGAAGGUAACGCCCGAACAGGAAGUUUCGGCUGUUUCCACAGCGGUUUGUGAUAAAUGUCACGAGAAACGGGAAAAUCAACCACAUUCACGUACACGUUCCAAUGUGGCUUGCGGGAAGGCAGAAACAAAGGCUUCAACCAGCACAAGUUCUGAUAUACCACCGCCCUUGCCGCCACCAAAUAAACAAAUGGCCCAGGCCCAACAGCAGACACCAGCUCCUACAGUAACUAAAAUGCAAACAUGUGCUUUGGAAGAUGCCAAUAUACAUGAGGACGAUGAUGGUUAUUGUGAAAUCGAUGAGUUGCGUUUACCAGCUUUACCUCCCCUGACAAAGACACCAACAACAGCUACAGCUACUCCACCACCUUUGCCGCCAGCCGUAAAAGCGAGUGGAGCCAAACAGGGUUCACCACCUCCACCCUUACCACCACCAGCUGGUACAUUUAAAACUCCGCCUCCACCACCACCGCCACCAGCAAAAACCUUAAAUCAAAACUCCUCCAUACCAGCAGCAGCUACAGUAACAAAUAGCGCCAGCAACAAUACAAACACAACUCCCGAAUUAGUUAAACGUCAAAGUACGAUAAGUGCUGAUAGCAUUCCCGAAGAAUCGGCCGAUGAGGUAACACAUGCCCUUAACGAUCAUCUACACAGUAAAGUUGAGGCUCACAAAUCUCCCGAAAUUAAAGAAGACGAAGAGGAAAAUGAGCCAGAAAAUGAGUCAGCCACCAAAGAAGAAAACGAAAAGACCUUAGAAGAGCCUAAAACUACUGCAACAUCUGCUGCAACAGAAGUUGAAGAAGAAAGUGAAGAUAUGAAAAUUGAACCCAUUGCACCCAUAGCAACUAUUGAAGAUGAAGAUGACAAGGAUGAGGACUCAGCUAUGCAUACAGCCGAAUGUGAAAGUGCUCCAUUGGAAGAGAAUGUUGUUAAAGAGGAAAGCAGCAAGAAGGAAGACAAUGAUACUAAAGAUAUUAAGGAUGAUGCAGUGAAUCCCAAAGUGACCACCACUUCUAUGACCGCAGAACCACAAAGACAAAACAGUAAUGCCACACAGGCCGAUGAGGAGAUUUCUCUGAACAGUGAACAUAUCGAAAUAAAUGAGGCCUAUGAAUGUUUGUCAAAUAUUAACAAAUUAAAUACGGCUUUAUCCUCAAUGGUUGAUAACUCAACACAAACGUUACCUUUGACGACAUCUCUGCCUGUGAGUACGAGUACCACCAUCAUCAGCACCAGUAACAACAUCACUAGCAGUAACAGCAGCACAAAUCCUAAUGGUCAUUUACCAACAUUAUGUGGACCAAAUCGUAUACAACAUGCCAAUUCCUUGGAGCCAAGUGUGCCAUGUCAUGCUUUGAGCAAUAUUGUCAGUGUAUUAAAUAAUCAAAUAUCUUUACUAUUGCCCAAGAUUAAUGAGCGUGAUAUGGAACGUGAACGUUUAAGGAAAGAGAAUCAACAUUUACGAGAAUUAUUGAAUGCGAUGCAUGAACGUCAGCGAGUUGAAGCAAAAUUGGAAACUCCAAGUGACAUCACAGCUAGAGCCGAAGUGGCCGAUGACGAAACAGAUGGCUUCUCACCCGCAACAUCUACAACACCAACACCAACGCCUACACCAACAACUGCUAACUCUGCAGCAGCCUUAGGUGAAGACCAAAAAGAUAGCGACAACAGUACCAACAACACCACAACAACAACAUCAUCUAGCGCAACAACUAAUACAGUCGAGGCACAAAAUUAAACAUAAUUAAAAUUUUAAAUAUAAAUUUAAAAAAAACAACAAAUAUUUAGUGUUUAAAUUUAAGAAUUAAACAACAACAACAACAAACCUUCCCCAAUAUUUUUUAUAAAAAAUAAAACUAAACAAAUAACAAGAAAACCAGCUGCCAAUUGAAUUGGCUUAAAUUGAAAAAAAGGUUAAACAAUUUUUAGGAUCAGGAAACUGUUAAUAAUUUGUAUUUUUUUUAUUUUUAAUUAAUUUCUUUAUUUUUCCUUCAAAUGUUUAUGUUUAUUUUAGUUUAUUCUCCCCCCAUCAUGUUUCUUUAAUUUACUCUUUUAAAUUUUAAAAUUUUUUUUUGUAAUUUUAAGUGUAAAAUUUAUAUUUUAAAAAAAUAUUGCAGUUUUAUAUAAAAUAUAUAUUAUAAAUACAUACAUACCAACCAAUACAACCACAAACAUCAUAUAGAAAAAAAAAUACUUUUAAACUUUUAUUUAAAACCUCUUCCGCUAAACAAUUUAUUAAGUAAUUUUUUUUUAAAUAAAAGAACAGUUUUUUGUUUUUGGAAGAAUCUUGAAGAAUAAGAAACAAACAUUCUAAAACAAUAAUAAAAUGGUUUCGGGUUUUGAUUUUAUUUUUCUAUUUUUAUCUUUUGGCAUGUUUUGUUUUUAAUAAAAUGUAUUUUUUGAUAAAUAUUUAUUUAAUAGAAAAUAAUAAUUAUUAUUAUAUAUAUAAAUACGUACAUAUAUUAAAUAAUAAAAAAAAUAUAUAAAAUUUUUCCAAAAAGUUUUAUAUGUAUAUGUAAAACUCAAAUAUAUCUCUCUGUCUGAGUUAUUAUUGCAAAACUAAAGAAUACAAAGUUGCUAAAUCUAAUUGCUGAUUUUGAAAGAAUUUAUUGUUAAAAGUUGGAAAAGUAGAAUUUAUUAUGUUACAAUGGGAUAACAAAUUUUCAAAAUUUUGUAAUUUGAAGUUUUGAAAUUGAUUACUUUUUGUGUUUCUGUACAAAUCUAUUGUUAGGUCUGUUACAUAUUCCAAAUGGAAAUGUUGUUUCAGUUUCUUAAAAUGUCAUGCAAAUUUCCAAACAAUAGUUUAAGGUUUCUUUUAAAUUCAUUUAUAUAAAAUUCAGUAUUUAGUCUUUACUCCAAAACGACCGUAAAGUGUCAAUUCAUCGAUAGUUAUAGCAACUGAAAGUUUCUUUUCCAGAAACCAGAAAAUACAUUCUUAAGGUUAUAAAUUGAAUCGAAUCUAAAUCUAACUUCAGUAUCAGAUGUUUAUCUUUAUACUGAAAUUUUAUACUAAACCCAUUCUUAAUCAUAAUCCAAAUGUGAAUUGAUUUUCAAAGUUUGAUUCAUUAAAUCGAAUAUUGCGAUUAUCAUUAGCAGUUUUAUCUUUUCUUAACCGGAUAUUUAGUUAGUUAAUUAGUAUAAAUGGAGCAUUAAAUCCGCAGAAAAACACCUAAAACCCACCACCUGCUGUCAAACAGACUAGAACACUUACCACUAACCUGAAGAUUGUUAAUUAGAUUUUUGUCACAUUCAUAACGUCAUGAACUGCGCUGUUUUAAAAAUUUGUGAUCACUUUAUUCCCUUUCUCUUUAGAACUAUUGAAAUUAAUUCUGAAAUUUGCUUCUUUAGAAACCAAAUAAAAAUUUGUACCUAAAAACAUUUGAAGAAUUAAAAAAUCUUCCAAAAUCGGAAACAUUCCGAACUGAAUGUGUGAAAGACCUUAAUGUUUCUUUCGGAUAGAAAUUGCAUUUAGAAAUACUUCCUAUGAUUUAAACAACAACUCAAUUUACAUAUUGAAAAUGUUCUGCGCAUUAUAAUUUCGGUGACUAAUUUAACGCUAGACUACAGACUAGAUUGCUGACUAAACUUACAACUAGAUUAGGCUAUAAACUGGACUAUAGACUAGACUAUAUAUUGGACAAAAAAAAACUAAUCUAUAGAGUAGACUAUAGACCAGACUAUAAACUAGACUAUUGAGUAGACAAGAGACUAGACUUUAUACUAAAUUAUGGCCUAUAUACUAGAUAUUCUAUAAAGUUGUCUACAGAGUAUACUAUAUAGGGAGACUAGACGAAAUUCUAAACUAUGGCCUAGACUGUAGACUAGACUUUAUACUAGAAAAUAAACCAGACAAAAGAGUAGACUAUAUACUAAACUAUAGACCAAACUAUCAAGACUACAGGCAAUAUUAUAUUCUAGGCUAUAUUAUAACUAUAUACCAAGCAAUGACCUAGACUAUAUACUAGACUAUACACUACACGAUAGACAAUAGACUAGACCAUAGAAUAUACUAUAGAGUAGACUAUAGACUAGACUAUAGACUAGACUAUAGACUACACGAUAGACUAGAAUAUAUACUGGACUAUAGACUAGACUAUAGAAUAGACUUAAGUCUUGACUGGACUAUAGACUACACGAUAAACUUGAUUAUAGGCUGAACUAUAGAUUAGACUAUAGACAAGACUAUAGACUAGACUAUAAAGUAGACUAUAGACUAGACUAUAAAGUAGACUAUAGACUAGACUAUAAAGUAGACUAUAGACUAGACUAUAGACAA